AUGUACCUCCAGUGGGACUGGCUGUGCUUGGGUGUCCUGAUAAUUGGCUCAGUGACUGCAGAAAUUGAAAACAAAGAAACUCUGGAUGCCAGUGUUGAAGUAGAGGAUUUUGACAAGCAGUCUCAAGAAGCUGAUGUUGAUGGAGAUAAAUCUUCCUUAGAGGUUGUGUACCAGACUCCAAAGCCAACUGGGGAAGUUUAUUUUACAGCAACCUUUGAUGGAGUAUUGGCUGGGUGGGUGUUGUCUAAAACCAAGAAAGAAGACACAGAUGUAAACAUUGCUAAAUAUGAUGGAAAAUGGGAAGUAGAAGAGCUGAAAGAAAACACAGUGCCUGGAGACAGAGGAUUGGUGUUAAAGUCAGUCGCAAAGCACCAUGCAAUAUCAGCUAUGCUAACAAAGGAAUUUAUUUUUGAUGAUAAACCUUUGAUUGUCCAGUAUGAAGUGAAUUUUCAAGAAGGCAUUGACUGUGGUGGUGCAUAUAUUAAACUUCUUUCCAGCAGCAAUGACUUGAAUCUGGAAUACUUUUUUGACAAAACACCUUAUACUAUUAUGUUUGGACCAGAUAAAUGUGGAGAAGAUUACAAACUACACUUUAUCUUCAGACAUAAGAAUCCUAAAACUGGAGAAUAUGAUGAAAAGCAUGCAAAACGUCCUGACGUGGACCUAAAGAAAUUAUAUUUGGACAAGAAGACGCAUCUGUAUACUCUUGUGCUAAAACCAGAUGAUACAUUUGAAAUUUUAAUUGACCAACUGGUUGUCAGUAAAGGAAGUCUUCUUGAGGAUAUGAUUCCUCCAGUAAACCCUCAGAAAGAAAUAGACGAUCCUAGUGAUAAGAAGCCUGAUGAUUGGGAUGAGAGACCAAAAAUACCUGAUCCAAAUGCUGUCAAACCAGAUGACUGGGAUGAAGACGAGCCUUCCAAAAUAGAAGAUCCUGAUGCUGUAAAACCUGAGGGAUGGCUUGAUGAUGAACCACAGUAUGUUCCAGACCCUAAUGGAAAAAAACCAAAGGACUGGGAUGAAGAAAUGGAUGGGGAGUGGGAAGCCCCUCAGAUCCCUAAUCCGAAGUGUGAAGCUGUGCCUGGUUGCGGACACUGGGUGCGUCCCAUGAAGAAUAACCCAAACUAUAAAGGAAAAUGGAAAGCACCUUUGAUAGAUAAUCCAAACUAUCAGGGUAUCUGGAGCCCUCGGAAAAUACCAAACCCAGACUAUUUUGAAGAUAGUCACCCAUUCAAGAUGACUGCUGUCAGUGCUAUUGGUUUAGAACUCUGGUCUAUGACGUCUGAUAUCUAUUUUGAUAACUUCAUUAUAUGUUCAGAAAAAGAAGUAGCAGAUCGCUGGGCAGCAGAUGGCUGGGGCUUGAAGAAAUUAGUAGCAAGUGCUAAUGAGCCUGGCAUGUUUAGUCAGCUGGUGACUGCUGCAGAAGACCACCCAUGGCUCUGGGUUCUUUACAUCUUGACUUUAGCUCUCCCUGUUGGUCUAGGAGUGUUGUUCUGCUGGCCAACAAAGAAAACAGAUGAAGAUAUUGACUUCAAAAAACCUGAUAUAUCUAAGCCAAUUACAAAGGGAGAACUAGACCAAGAGGGAGAGGAGUUAGAUGAUGAUGAAAUAGAAUUAGAAGAAGAAAAAGAAAAUGAAGAUACUGCUGAAGAUGGUAAGAUGAGCAAGCCAGCUUGCAAAGAUGAGGGUGAAAAAGAAGAAAAUGACAUUGCCGAUACAAGUCAAGAAGAAGGCGAUAAGUCAAAUAAAUCUGGUUCAGAAGAUGAGAUGAAAGAAGCUAACGAAGACACAGGUUAUGGAGAUGGUCCACUGAAAUCAGUGCGCAAAAGAAGAAUACGGAAGGACUAA
This is a messenger RNA of Nestor notabilis (Kea), 1845 nucleotides long. RefSeq names its product calmegin (gene CLGN). Gene Ontology annotation, molecular function: calcium ion binding. Lineage: Eukaryota; Metazoa; Chordata; Aves; Psittaciformes; Psittacidae. Gene Ontology annotation, cellular component: endoplasmic reticulum membrane; endoplasmic reticulum. The coding region runs from base 1 to 1845 and encodes 614 amino acids. The record is from RefSeq and is a predicted model, not a curated record. Gene Ontology annotation, biological process: protein folding. The transcript is spliced from 14 exons.